Guillardia theta CCMP2712 is the source of this 1263-nucleotide messenger RNA. RefSeq lists its product as hypothetical. Gene Ontology annotation, biological process: phosphatidylcholine biosynthetic process; phosphatidylethanolamine biosynthetic process. The transcript is spliced from 6 exons. Gene Ontology annotation, cellular component: cytoplasm. Gene Ontology annotation, molecular function: choline kinase activity; ethanolamine kinase activity. The coding region runs from base 130 to 1230 and encodes 366 amino acids. The record is from RefSeq and is a predicted model, not a curated record. NCBI's taxonomy places the organism in Eukaryota, Cryptophyceae, Pyrenomonadales, Geminigeraceae.
CCUCCAUGCUGCAGUCGGGAGAGAGAGAGACGAGAGGGAGACGAUGGCUGCAACUCUGAUGGCAUCGUAGAGCAUCCAGCCAGUGUCAAGUGAAUCUCCUCUGUUGCACACUUCGAUCAAGCCCCGCACAUGUCGCCAGAAGAUAUAGCAAGGAGGGAAUGCGCUCGCCUCGAAACGUGGAGUGAUGUGGAUCAGAGAUCGAUCGUCGUCGAUCCGUUGAAAGGAGGGAUGUCCAAUAGCAUGUUUGUCUGUCGGUCCGCAGGGAACAUGGCGGUAGUUCGAUUUUUCGGUCAGAUGGGAGGAUUGAUAGAUCGGAACGAAGAGGUCCAAGUGUUCCUCGAGAUGUCACGGAGGAGACUGGGCCCGGCAUGUCUGGGGAUGAUAUACUCCGAUGAACAACAGCCCUCCCCUCCUGCAAGUGGCAAGGCUGAGAGCGAGGGCCGCCCGGCUGCCUUGCCCAUCGGACGCAUCGAGGAGUUUCUGCAAGGAUGGAGGACCCUUGAACCCAGCGACUACCGCGACGACGUCAUGAUCGGGACGAUUGUGACGAACAUGAAGAAAUGGCACCAGACUCAGGUGCAGUCGGUGACUUGCAAGCCUCGCAUCCUCCAAGAUCUCCGUCGCAUGCUCCGCAAGAUCGCUUCAAACGAUGGCGAAGUGUUUGAAAAACUUGCAAGUUUGGGGUAUGAGGGCAAAGCUGACGUUGUUGGACAAGCAACCAAGUUCGUUGAGGAAUAUGCAAGUAUGACCUUGAGAGAAGAGGAGCUUGGCUUCUGCCACAACGAUCUCCAAUAUGGGAAUGUCAUGGUGAAAGAAUCGACGAAAGAGCUCACGUUCAUCGAUUUUGAAUACAGCGGGUACAACCCCAUCUACUACGACAUGGCGAACUUUUGGUGUGAGAUGGCGGCUGACUACACAGAGGGCGUCUAUGGGUGCGGAUUCCACCAGCCUCUUGGCCCAGAAGGGUUUCCCAGCGAGGAGACGCAAAGGGCAACCGUGAGACGCUACCUGAGCGCAGGAGGAGAGAAGCCGAGUGAGCAGGAGAUAGAGCGUUGGAGGAUGCAGGCUCUCCGUUGGGUGACAGCAAGCCACCUCUUCUGGGGGCUGUGGGGGCUGCUGCAGGCCGAGAAUGUCUCGAAACCGUUCGAGGAGGGUGAGUUCAACUAUGUGCUAUAUGCUGAGAACCGCCUGUCUGCCUUUCAACGUGAUUGGGGCCUAGCGGGGCAAUGAGAGGCUCUCUCUAUUCAUAUGAACUCGGAAGAG